This is a messenger RNA of Laccaria bicolor S238N-H82, 1962 nucleotides long. RefSeq lists its product as uncharacterized. The record is from RefSeq and is a predicted model, not a curated record. The coding region runs from base 1 to 1962 and encodes 653 amino acids. Gene Ontology annotation, cellular component: Ku70:Ku80 complex; nucleus. Gene Ontology annotation, molecular function: double-stranded DNA binding; telomeric repeat DNA binding; damaged DNA binding. Gene Ontology annotation, biological process: cellular response to X-ray; cellular response to gamma radiation; telomere maintenance. Lineage: Eukaryota; Fungi; Basidiomycota; Agaricomycetes; Agaricales; Hydnangiaceae. The transcript has 19 exons.
AUGCCCCCCUACGACGAUUGGAACAAGUUUGACGACGAAGACGAUGAAGAGCUGCAGGAUACUUUGUUCUUUGAAAGCAAGAAAGAUGUUAUACUUUUCUGCAUCGACUGCUCAGAGUCAAUGCUCGCCCUCUAUGAUGACCCAAAUUAUGAGGAUGUGCAAACUUGUCAUCUUUAUGCUGCACUUGAAGCUGCAAUGCAAAUUCAGAAGAAGAAGAUUAUUGUCGGUCCAAACGACUCAGUUGGCAUACUUCUCUUCAACAUCACCAGAAAGUCGGAGCAAGCCCAAAGCCAUGCUUCAGAAAUCAAGAAAAACACGUUCGUUUAUCAACCGAUCACUCCACUGGGUGCGCCCAAGGUUCAGGAGUUGAUACAAUUGCUUGAUGCUGCCCGCGAAGAUCCUAAUGAGUUGACCAAGACGUUUCCGCCCCUGGUAGGAAAGCGAGUUCCUAUGGGGGAUGUAUUCACUAGUUGCAAUUGGGUCUUGCGUGAUGGAGCUCCAAAGACCGCGUCAAAGCGUGUUUUCUUAAUCACGGAUGAGGACGAUCCUCAUGCGGGGCCAGGCAGCAAACAGUUGAUUACUUCUGCCCGUACCACUUUGAUUGACUUAACACAAGCAGGUGUCACGGUUGAACCUUUCUUCAUCAGCACUGAAAACAAACCUUUCCACGUCUCCAAAUUUUACUCGUCUGUUCUCCUUCCGAGUAAUCUUAAUGACGAAGAUGAGCUACAAGAGGAUUCCUCCGUCUUGCCAGAGUCCAUUUCUAUCUCUCGAAUUGAAGAUUUAUUGGCCCAGAUGCGCUUUCACGAGGUCCCCAAGCGUGCUCAAUACAGUGUCCCAUUACAAUUAGGUGAAGGAUUCACGAUUGGCGUAAAGGGCUACGGACUUGUCACGGAACAAAAGAAAGGGGCGUAUAAAUAUUUUGUCGACCUUGGAGACCGAAUGGAAGUCGCCACUGUCAAAACAACAUACAUUGACGAGGACCAAGAAGCCGAAGUCGACAAAGCAAAGAUAUUUUACGGCCCCGCAUUGGGUGCAGCAGCAGCCAAUGACGAUGAGGACAAUCAAGACGCAGACGACGGGUUUGGUACCCGGGCUGUGAAAUAUGGAAAUCGCCCAUUCUACACUGCGGAGGAAAUCAGAUCAUUUCGAACCUUGGGUCUUGAGCCUGGCAUCAAACUCCUUGGGUUCAAAGACCGCACCGAGUUGGCCUUCGAGGACAAUAUCAAGCAUUCCCAGUUUAUUUAUCCUGACGAGAUGUCAUAUUCUGGAAGCAAGCGCACUUUCAGCGCGCUACUCAAGAGCAUGAUUAAGAAAGAGAAGAUUGGACUUGCUCUAGCGCUAACUAGGCGGAAUUCAUCGCCUAUUUUCUGCUACCUACUGCCACAAGAAGAGAAAGUAGACGACAGCGGAUGGAGUGAACCUGCGGGGUUUCAUAUCAUUCCGCUUCCCUUCGCCGACGACAUCCGCUCAGCUCCAAUAGAAGAAGGUUUUCGAGCGUCGGAGGACCUCAAAGAUUACGCCCGUGCGUGGAUUGACAAGCUUUCAGUGAAGAAUGGAACAUAUCCACCAGAUUCAUAUCCCAAUCCCGCCCUUGCGUAUCAUAACGCACAACUUCAAGCAAGCGCAUUCCGCGAGCAGUACGACCCCGACUCUUUCGAAGAUUUGACAGCGCCGAAACUCGAGAUGAUCCACAAGCGUGCGGGAAAUCUACUGGGCGAAUGGAAAUCUGCAGUCAACAAUGACGAGUCAGCUAAUGUUACUGUUGCGACCACUGGAUCUAAACGUAAAGCGGACGUUACUGUCGAUGAGGCCGAGAUUCGCAGCAAGUAUGACGCCGGCGCCCUUGCAAAGUUACGCGUAGAUCAACUCAAAGAAUUCCUCAAAGCAAAAGGCCAAGCAGUCUCCGGGAAAAAGGCCGAAUUGAUGGAGCGCGUCGCGGAAUGGUUUGAUGCACAUUGA